Molecule: messenger RNA, 1132 nt
Organism: Limanda limanda (common dab)
Lineage: Eukaryota; Metazoa; Chordata; Actinopteri; Pleuronectiformes; Pleuronectidae
Gene: crdhl
Product: retinol dehydrogenase 13
Exons: 8
Coding region: 1-1077 (358 amino acids)
Source: RefSeq, a predicted model, not a curated record
AUGCGAGCUGCAGGAGGGUUUCUGGUGCUGCCGUGGCCCGCGGCCUGGGCCGGGGCCGGGGCCGGGGCCGGGGGGCCGGACCCGGGGCCGGACCCAGAGGAGGCUCGGGGGGGUCUGCUGCUGAGGUGCGGAGCUGUGCUGGGACUCACUUUGAUCUGCGUGGCGGUGGUGCGGCGUUGGAUCGCGGGCGGCGUGUGUCGUUGUCCGGCUCGUUUGGACGGGAAGACGGUUCUGAUCACCGGAGCCAACACCGGCAUCGGCAAGGAGACCAGCCGAGACCUGGCACGCAGAGGGGCCCGGGUGGUGAUGGCGUGCAGGGACCUGACGCGGGCGGAGCGAGCGGCGGAGGAGAUCAGGCGGACGACAGGAAACGGGAACGUGGUCAUCAGACACCUCGACCUCGCCUCGGUUUAUUCUGUCAGACAGUUCGCUGAAGAUUUCCUGAAGAGUGAAGAACGACUGGACAUCCUGAUAAACAACGCAGGAGUGAUGAUGUGUCCAAAAUGGCUGACAGAAGACGGCUUUGAGACCCAGCUGGCUGUCAAUCAUCUUGGUCACUUCCUAUUGACCAAUCUGCUGCUUCCGAAACUGAAGAGCUCCGCCCCCAGUCGAGUGGUCACUGUGUCAUCCAUCGCCCACCGGGGAGGUCGGAUUGACCUCGACGACCUUUUCUUCAGCCGGAGGCCGUACAGCUCGUUAGAGAGUUACCAGCAGAGCAAGCUGUGCAACGUGCUGUUCUCCAGGGAGCUGGCCCGGAGAACCACAGGUUCUGGAGUCUCGUCGUUCUGUCUCCACCCGGGUGUGAUCCGGACGGAGCUGGGUCGGCAUGUAGAGGGCUGGUUCCCCCUGCUGGGGGCGCUGCUGAGCCUGCCCUCGCUGCUGCUCAUGAAGACUCCAGCUCAGGGCGCUCAGACCAGCGUCUACUGCUCCGUCACGCCGGCGCUGGAGCAGCGGUCCGGAUGCUACUUCAGUGACUGUGCAGAGAAGGAGGUCGCUGCGGGGGGGCGGGACGAUGCUGUGGCCAGGAGGCUGUGGGAGGAGAGCGCCCGAUUGGUCGGAUUACAGGACACGUGCUGACAGGAAGUGAAGGAUCAGACACACCCCCGGCGUCACGAGUGAAGAGCGAGUGGAG